AUGUCGGAUCGUUUUGAUAGCUUCCCCUUCAUCAGCUUGCUGAGUGGCUGGGGAGUCGUGAGCAUGCUACGCAGCUUGGUAUCCGGCAUCUCAACCGCAACAGUCGUCGGCGUCUCAAGCGGUAUGGUAGGCAGCAUGAUCUGGGGAACAGCUAGUCUCCCCUUCCUCAUCGGCUCAUCUCUCGGUUUCGCGUUCGGUAGCUACCGAUGGUACGAAGUCGCGACCAGAGAAGCCAUGGUUCAACUGGAGCUGUACCCAGCGCUGCUGCAGAUGCACAUCACCUCCAACUUUCCCUGGGUGGCGGGCCUGCAUAGUCAAAAGCGGGACUGGUAUAGGGCUGAGACGUUUCGCAGGUCGUGGGUUAUGAAGAGCAUGUUGGUUGUUGGUUGGCUUUCGGCUGAGUCGUCAUUGCGUGAGAUUCGUGAACGGAGGGAGGCCAAAUUAGUUGAGGAGUACAUCGCUGCUGAAGAAGAGUCAGAGUGA
This is a messenger RNA of Fusarium musae, 483 nucleotides long. RefSeq lists its product as uncharacterized. The transcript is spliced from 2 exons. The record is from RefSeq and is a predicted model, not a curated record. Lineage: Eukaryota; Fungi; Ascomycota; Sordariomycetes; Hypocreales; Nectriaceae. The coding region runs from base 1 to 483 and encodes 160 amino acids.